This is a messenger RNA of Parnassius mnemosyne (clouded apollo), 1413 nucleotides long. Lineage: Eukaryota; Metazoa; Arthropoda; Insecta; Lepidoptera; Papilionidae. The record is from the annotation of a GenBank genome assembly.
AUGCAGUUGAUAUUUAAAUUAAUUUUGUUUUGUCUGUGUGUUCAAGUAACUUUUUGCAAUACGGCGACCUACAAGGCUGCUAUUGCAUACGGUAAUUUAAAAAAUGGAAUUCAAGACUUUGUUGCACUGAUUAGAGAGGCUUCAAAGCAGCACGCCGAUGUAGUUUUAUUAGCAUCGGAGGUUUCCGAUUUAGAAACAUGCCUCGAGACAGCCUGCGUUCCUGAUAAUUAUGAUGAGCUUGUCCGGGAUGCGUCAUAUAUGGCGAAGAAAUACGAGUUGUACAUCGCAAUGCAUUUGUACGAGAAAAUGCGGUGCGAAAGCGGCGAAGAGCUGAUCAGAAGCAAUUUGGUGUUUGACAGGAAGGGGGCAGUUGUUUCAAAUUACAGAAAACCACUAAAGAAUAUUGCAUUAUGCAAUGCAACUUCACCAAAGAUGGCUAGCUUCACCACGGACUUUGGGGUCAACUUCGUUAUCCUCAUGAAUGAGGAUAUCGUGCUUCAAGACCUUACAAGCUUCAAGAGUAUGAACUUCAUUGUCACUGGCGGAUCUACUGCGGAUAUUAUGUAUUUGAGAGGAAAUCAUUUAAUCUCAUCCUGGGCGUACACCUCCAACGCCAAUGUGAUCUCUGACAGCGGAAUCUUCGCUGGAAAAGCUGGUUUGAAGAGUGGGCUGGUGAUUGAACUUAAUAAGAUUGGGCAAGAGAAAUCGGAAAGGUUAUCCCUAAAUCCAGUCGAUUUACGAGACCUCCCAACGGAGGAUAUGAGCCAACAUAUCAUCAGGCCUUUAGAUCUGGAAGCUAGCAUCCAAGGGUACAGAGAAGUCGUGUGUCACGGGAAAUUCUGCUGCGAGUUUUAUCUGAAGACAAAAGAAAUUGAUGCAAAAGCGAGUGAUGCACACUACGGCCUGUCUGUGUUCGAUGGAACUCGACAAAUGGGCUCGUAUUACAUUGGAGCUCAAUCGUGUAAGGUUUUAGUGUGCGCGGCUCUCAAUAAACGUACUUGUGUUCCUAGCCUAGAAAAUAACAUCAACGUUACAUUUGAAAAGCUGUCAGUUAGAGGAAACUUUACGAGACAUUCAGUGCAGUUUCCUGUGAUUUUGACAACUGACACGUCAAUUCAAUCGCACACUCUCGUGUUUUACACAAAGUCUGUCGAAGAUAUUCAAACAGUUGCAGUUGAGUUGUCAGACGCAAAAAAUAUGCUGAAAUUUGGUAUUUUUGGGCGUGAUUUUUCUAAAGAUUUUCAUGAAGAUUUUAGUAUAAAUUCGAACCAUACAGAAAUAAAAUCACAAGUAGGCAGUGAUUUUUACGAAUACAUAUUUAAUGAAGAUUUUAUAGAAUUCUUUGAUUACUUGUGGAUUAGAAUUAGGGUGGUUAUUUUUAUUCUGUCUAUUUACAUUUUAGAGAUGAUGUAA